AAACAUUUUCAAGCAAAAAAUGAAGAAUUAAGUGAGGCUGCAACUUGACGCUCGUCAGGACGACGGACGCUGCCUUGGAAACGACAUAAAUCCAGUCCACGCAGCUGGGUCGCGAGCAGGGACCCAGAUUUCCUCACUUCAAAGGCUUCCGCUCCUCUUCCUCCUCCUCCUCUUCCUCCUCCUCCACCACCUCUCUCCAUCCAUCCAUCGAGCUGCGAACAUGGGCGACCUGAAAUGAAAUGCAGAGCAGCAGAGAAGCACCGGAGAGACGCAUUUAACUAAACGAGAGAAGGAGGUGACGGCGGAGACCGCAGCCAGGCGUAGACCAGCAUGCCGUUGGUGAAGAGGAACAUUGAGCCCAGGCACCUGUGCCGUGGGGCGUUGCCGGAUGGGGUGACCAGUGAACUGGAGUGUGUUACCAACAGCACCUUGGCAGCCAUCAUCAAACAGCUGGGCAGUCUGAGUCGCCAUGCAGAGGACAUUUUCGGAGAGCUGUUUAAUGAAGCCAACAGCUUCUACCUGAGGAUGAGCAGCCUGCAGGAGAGAGUGGACCAGCUGGCCGUGAAAGUCACCCAGCUCGACUCCACUGUGGAGGAAGUCUCCCUGCAGGAUAUUAACAUGAGGAAGGCCUUUAAGAGCAGCACCAUCCAGGACCAGCAGGUGGUGUCAAGGACCUCCGUCCCCAACCCUGUGGUAGAGAUGUACCACCGCUGCGACAAACCUCCUCCGCUCAACAUUCUCAGCCCUUAUAGGGAUGACAAGAAGGAUGCAUUGAAGUUCUACACUGACCCCUCCUACUUCUUCAACCUGUGGAAGGAGAAGAUGCUGCAGGCCACCGAGGACAAACGCAAGGAGAAAAGACGGCAGAAGGGCUGUCCGGCCCACCCUGACAGGCCCCACUCCAGACAGGCCCCACCCAGGAGCCCCCUGUCCAUCUCUGAGCAGCAGAAGCAGGUUGAGGACCCAGGCAGAGAGGUGAAGAAGGUGCGUAAGGCUCGUAACCGGCGCCAGGAGUGGAACGUCCUGGCCUAUGACAAAGAGUUCAGACCAGACGCCAGGCUCACUCCCUCCCCUUACCAUGGCAUGUCCUCAGAAGGCUCCUUGUCCCCUGACAACAGAUCAAUGGCAUCUGACUCCUACCCAGCAAGCCCCAACCACCCCUCCACCCAGGCCCCCAGUGCCGUCCACCCUUCCGACCACACCAGGGACCACCUCAGCGCCGCGGCCCAGACUCAGUCACUGGAUCGAGUCCUCAGGCCGGCCAACCAGCCCCCAGGGCCCGCAGCAGGAGGGCGACAUGCAGCCUCCCUGGGCAGGACCCCAUCAGGACACGGAGUCCAGGCUGGUGGAGAUCCAACGGUUAACGGGCCGAGGCAGCAGUCGGUUAAGGAGUACCGGGCCGGGCACGGUGGCCAGCCCUCCACCAUCCCAGAGUACUAUAUCCCACCCGCCCCUCCUCCCCCGCCACCCCCCCACCCCCCCAGCCCUCUAUCCCUAGCCAUCACGGCCCCGCCCGCCGGCGCCGCCUCCACUGUCCCCCCCACCUCCUCCGCCCUCUCCCGUCCCUACUCCCCUUCCCCUCCUCCUCCACCGGCCAACUACGUGCCCUCCCCCUCCCACCCUCCUUCGGGUGCACCCCCAGCCGCCCCUCCUCCUCCGCCGCCUGGAGCCCCUGCCGGCCACCAGGUUCACCCAUCGCCACCGCACGUCGCUGUCGGCCAGGCUGUGGAUGCAGCGCCAGCGACCAGGAAGUCCACCAUGCUGGGGAUGAUCCCAAUGAGCGACGCACGCUCCGACCUGCUGGCCGCCAUACGUAGAGGCAUCCAGCUGAGGAAGGUGCAGGAGCAGAGGGAGCAGGAGGCCAAGAGGGAGCCCGUCGGCAACGACGUGGCCACCAUCCUCUCCCGCCGUAUUGCCGUGGAGUACAGCGAGUCCGACGACGACUCCGAGCUGGACGAGAACGAAUGGUCUGACUAAACAGUUUUUAAAGUGUGACGGUUGCACGUGGGUGGUGUUCACUGGGAAAAGGAGGGGGUGAAAAGUUGAGACACUGAGGUGGAAAUGAAGGGGUUUGGUUAAUGUUCAUCAUUUACAUUUUAACAGAAAAAAAAUCUAUCAAUUCAAUCAAACAUAAAUUCACACACAUACUGGCAGCCUCUGAACAUCGAGCACUUCUGCAGCGACAGGUUGGCAAUUUCAGCUUGCUCGGUUGCCCCUGACAACGCCUGUUCUUAAACUGAGGUUUGUGUGUCUAACCAUCCAGGGUGUAUAGCCAAAAAACAUGCUCACAUUCACACCAUUUCAGCGCCCUCCCGCCCCCGUCCGCUCAUUUUAAACCACUAACACUCAGCUGUGAAAAACAAACGCACCAUCGUCUCCCUGCCUCCAUAUUUUGAGUGAUAAUUAUCAUCAAUAUUGCAGGUUGAGAGCCUGUAAUAACUGUGGGCCCCCGGUGAGUACGGGGGUAAUGUGUUUACAAAGCACAUGAUAUAGCACAAGAAAAACUAAUGAUAGUGCAAUCUUAACUUAUCUGCCAAAUAUCGAGACAGAAUUUAUGAAAACAAGUCAGGGAAAAAAUAGAUCCUCAAAGGAUGACUCCACCUCGCAGGGCCGUGCCUGUUUACAAAACAUGCGCACCCUCCUUAAGUGACCACACUGCCGUUUCGAGAGUUUGGCUUGUAGGUCACUGAAACAAACAGAAGACAAGAGAAUCAGCUCUAAAAAUGAUCUUUGUGUUACGAACAUUAACAAUUGAUUGAAGCAUGUAGCUAACUGCAUUCUUAUCUCGCUGGGUUUUAAUGUCUGAACCUGCAGAGUGUUGUUGAAAGAUAUUUCAAAUCAAGGAUAAAAUUAGUCUUUGGAGCUAUUUACAAUUUUGUAAGUAGAUCUCCUGUGUACGCUGUAGCUUAAACAGGAAACGAGCAAAUUUCGUCAAACAGCUGAGGACUUUUAGCUAUUGAUAUAGAUUGUUUGUACAGAAAUAUAUUCGCAGUAACACUGAAUACCAAGAUAUCGAGUUUGUUUUGAAAACAUAAUUUGGAUUCUUUAAAACU
Molecule: messenger RNA, 3053 nt
Organism: Plectropomus leopardus (leopard coralgrouper)
Lineage: Eukaryota; Metazoa; Chordata; Actinopteri; Perciformes; Serranidae
Source: RefSeq, a predicted model, not a curated record